Messenger RNA from Chondrus crispus (carragheen), 132 nucleotides. Lineage: Eukaryota; Rhodophyta; Florideophyceae; Gigartinales; Gigartinaceae. The record is from the annotation of a RefSeq genome assembly.
AUGGAAACUGCAACAGUUCUUAGUAUUUUUAUUUCAAGUUUACUACUAGGUAUUACAAUAUACUCUAUAUAUACUGCUUUUGGCCCUGUUUCAAAAGAAUUGAGAGAUCCUUUUGAAGAGCAUGAAGAAUAA